Molecule: messenger RNA, 912 nt
Organism: Hymenoscyphus albidus
Lineage: Eukaryota; Fungi; Ascomycota; Leotiomycetes; Helotiales; Helotiaceae
Source: the annotation of a GenBank genome assembly
GAAAAAAGUUGAGGUUCAAGAACAAGACUACUCUCGCUCAUUGACCUUCAACUGCUCAUCUAUCAAGGAAGACGCGCAUUUCAUAUAAAGACGCAGUUCUGAACAUAUCAGAUCCGAUCAUGGUUCGUUACCCAUUUUUCUCCUUUCAAAUCAGUUAUCAACUUGCGAGUGUCCUAUCCUACCUGAUAUAUACUAACCAGACCCCAGGCACAUCGGAUAGUAACAAAAGUUAUUAUAACCGGCGGACGAGUCUUUGGUCGAGCUUGCGCAGAAGCAUGGAAGCAAGCCUCAGCAUCCUCUCAAUAUCAAAAAGCCAACAAGAACAACCCUAGUGGCGGGAGCGCAUUCGCCUCCAAUGGCCUCACCCUCGAAGAAGCAUGCAAGAUCCUAAACGUCAAACCACCAGUCCGAGGGCAAACGAACAUGGAGGAUGUCACCGAGCGAUUUAAGCGGUUAUUCGAUGUCAAUGACCCGGCGAAGGGGGGGAGUUUCUACCUGCAGAGUAAGGUUCUGAGAGCGAGGGAGAGGAUAGAGAGUGAGGUGCGGGCGGCGGAGGAGAAGGCAAAAUCCGAAGCGGAAUUACGGGAAGGUUGGAAGCCAAAGGUGUAUAAAGACCGAUAGCAGUGAGAAGCACUGAGGAAAAUUGUGGAUGUUGGUGGUGGGGCAGUUGAUGAUACCUGAUAGACAACUUGGGUAAUGGGAGGUAUUGGAGCUGGGCGCGAGUUCAUUCGUAUAGGAUGCUCUCGGCUUGAGCGUUGGUCUCGAAAUCUUCCCUCUUUAUUCGACAUAGCCAGGCGUUUUGGGGGUGUAAUGUAUAUUUGGGAUUUUUGGGCAGCAUUUUCAUGGACCCGACGGGUCUAGUUGGUGUACGAUAUAAGGUGGCAUGAAUAGACGAAAUUCCAGACAUCUGAA